ACCUCGCUGAGUUUUGUUGGGAUUCCCCAUUCAUGCGGUAUAAAAGAAAUUACGAAUCUGCUGUUUCCAUCAGUUGAGAAGCAAAUAGCGCCUAAGAAUGAAGAAAGUUCUUUGUUUUGGUUUAUACAUUAUUUUGUUCAUAGCACAUUGCAAUUCCGCUCAAGAUUCUUGUAGUGGAUUUGGAUACGAGUUACUUACAGCCCGUUUGGAUGCCCUCGAAAGUGUUACUUUAAAGUCUCAGCUCAAAUCAGCAGGAGAUGUUCAAAAUCUACGGCACGACGUGCAAGAAUUGACUAGAAACGUCCAAUCAAUGAUGUGGAGGAACUCGGUUGAACAUGGCUCUGACAGUGACAGUACAAUUCCAUUGUUGAAAAUAAACAUCUAUUCAAAUGUACUAUUUUGGGAUUUUAUUAUAUUAGGUCUACCACGAUCGUGUAGUGAGGUUCGUUCCAAGAAAUCCGGCAUAUAUCGAUUAGACAUUUCCCGUGGUGUGAAAGAUCCAAUUGCAGUAUUCUGUGAUCAAGACUACGAAGGAGGUGGAUGGCUGGUGUUUCAGAAUCGCUUCAAUGGAGCAGUUGACUUUUAUCGACCAUGGGUUGAGUAUAAGAAUGGGUUUGGAUCGUUGGAUGGAGAAUUCUGGCUUGGGCUUGAGAAGAUCCAUGAGAUUACAUACUCAGGCUCAUACGAACUAGUCAUACAAAUGGAAGGCUUCGACGGAGAGAAAGCAUUUGCACGUUACUCUGAGUUUGCGCUUGGCAGUGAAACAGAGUUCUACAACCUGGUCAAACUCGGAUCAUACAAUGGAACUGCCAACGAUGCGCUGAGUUAUCAUUCAGGAGUUAAAUUUUCAACUUUUGAUCGGGAUAACGAUGAACACGAAACGAAUUGUGCAUCAACGUACAUCGGGGCAUGGUGGUAUAAAGCCUGUCACUACAGUAAUUUGAAUUCACGAUAUGGACCGAAUGGUCUUCCGAAUCGUAUCGUCGUAUGGCGUAAAUGGAAAGGGGAUUCAUAUGCAUUGAAGAAGACAAAAAUGAUGAUAAAACUGAAAACAUAAACUAGAUUAUGGAUACAUUCGUAAUAAUUUUAAGAAAUUUCCACUUUCUUAGAAUUGAACGAAAUUUCGACCAGUUGUUUAUGUUUGUGUUAAACCCUCAUUGGAAAUUUUUACAUUGCAUUUUUACUCUUAAAACCCAAAGUACUCUGUCCUGAUCUUGUACAGGGGUGUAAAAAUAAAAAGUUCUUUAAACACAUUUUUGGUGUUGAUUCUCCACUGGUCGACUAGUACCGAAUAUCAUGUCUUCUUCUGCCUCUCGCAUAACUAAAAAAUUCUGUACAUUCAAAGUUAAUUGCCUAUAUGCCGGGUAUUAAGCCACCCGGAGUGGAAAUUAAUUACUGAAACUCGAAACUCGAUUAUGCAUAUGUACAACCAAGAUUACAAGAAUUACAUCCAAGAUUUUUGGCCAAUUUCAACCCUUUUACCUCCUACCUGUCACAAAUUGUCACAAAUCACUGACCCCCUUCUCCUACACGUUCAUGAAUCAUUUACAUAAUGGAUCAUACACUUUUUCUGCUAACAU
This is a messenger RNA of Armigeres subalbatus, 1580 nucleotides long. Its product is annotated as microfibril-associated glycoprotein 4-like. The record is from RefSeq and is a predicted model, not a curated record. The transcript has 3 exons. NCBI's taxonomy places the organism in Eukaryota, Metazoa, Arthropoda, Insecta, Diptera, Culicidae. Bases 98 to 1057 code for a protein of 319 amino acids.